AUGGUCGAGGAAAAAGACCUCGAAUGCGGAACCGAGCCAGCAACCAUCACCGCCGAUGCCGAGCCCCGAAGUGCCUCAUCGGAUGAAGAAUCGACAACCGGCGAGCCAGGCGCCAACAACGAGUAUAAUGACCUGACUCCGGUCCCCACGAACACCAGCGCCAUCGCUCGCACCCUCACUGUCGUGCGCACACGAGAUUCUGGCAAAGAUCUCGGCCCGCCGCCGGACGGGGGCUUCCAGGCCUGGUCGCAGGUUGCACUGGCGCAUCUGAUCAUCUUCAACACUUGGGGGUACAUCAACAGCUUCGGCGUCUUCCAAACAUACUAUACACAGACAUUGGGUCAUCCGCCGUCCGACAUAUCAUGGGUGGGCAGCAUUCAAAUCUUCCUGCUCUUUUUCAUCGGGACGUUCUCCGGCCGCGCAACGGAUGCGGGCUAUUUCAGAUUCACCCUCACGGUGGGCGCCCUCCUGGAGACCUUUAGCAUCUUCAUGACCUCGUUGUGCACCAAAUACUGGCAAUUGUUUCUAGCACAGGGUGUGGGACAGGGUAUUGGUUGUGGACUGAUGUUCUGCCCGACAUUGGCGCUGAUCUCGACAUAUUUUGCCAAACGGCGCGGCAUUGCCCUCGGUCUUGUUGCCUCGGGCUCUGCGACGGGAGGACUGGUCUUCCCUGCGGUGAUUAUGCGCCUGCUUCCGCGCGUUGGAUAUGGAUGGACGGUGCGAACGCUCGGGUUUAUCACGAUGGCUACGCUGAUCCCCUGUCUGAUUUUCCUGAAGCAACGCCUACCGCCGCGCACCACAGGACCAAUCGUUGAAUGGGCCGCAUUCACUGAGCUGCCAUACGCGCUGUUUGCACUGGGGAUGUUUAUGAACUUUUGGGGUCUGUACAUCGGGUUCUUCUAUAUCGGCAGCUUCAGCCGCAACAUCAUCGGUGUCUCCGACACAACUUCGAUCGACUUGCUGAUGGUCAUGAACGGCGUCGGACUCGCGGGCCGGUUAAUCCCCAAUCUGGCAGCCGACAAAUGGACCGGUCCGUUCAACCUGCUCCUGCCGUUCAGCUUCGCCACCGGCGUGGUGGCCUACUGCUGGGCGGGCGUGUCCAGUCUGUCGGGCCUGUGGGCAUUUGCCGUCUUCUACGGCCUUUUCGCUGCGGGCAUUCAGUCUCUGUUCCCUGCCACACUCAGCACAUUGACCACAGAUCUCAAGAAGAUCGGCGUGCGCAUGGGCAUGGUCCUUAGCGUCGUUGCCAUCGCGGCGCUCAUCGGCUCGCCCAUUGCCGGGGCUCUGGUCGAGCGCGAUAACGGGCAGUACCUCUUCGCGCAGAUGUUUAUGGGUAGUGCCAUCUUCGGGGGUUUCUUGAUGCUGGUCGGGGCCCGAGUGGCCAAGGUGGGCACUGGUCUGGUGCGCGUGUAA
Molecule: messenger RNA, 1413 nt
Organism: Penicillium lagena
Lineage: Eukaryota; Fungi; Ascomycota; Eurotiomycetes; Eurotiales; Aspergillaceae
Product: putative MFS monocarboxylate transporter
Exons: 1
Coding region: 1-1413 (470 amino acids)
Biological process (GO): transmembrane transport
Cellular component (GO): fungal-type vacuole membrane
Molecular function (GO): transmembrane transporter activity
Source: RefSeq, a predicted model, not a curated record